Molecule: messenger RNA, 1656 nt
Organism: Cucumis sativus (cucumber)
Lineage: Eukaryota; Viridiplantae; Streptophyta; Magnoliopsida; Cucurbitales; Cucurbitaceae
Gene: ZHD1
Product: zinc-finger homeodomain protein 10
Exons: 1
Coding region: 252-1175 (307 amino acids)
Biological process (GO): regulation of DNA-templated transcription; regulation of developmental process
Cellular component (GO): nucleus
Molecular function (GO): transcription cis-regulatory region binding; DNA-binding transcription factor activity
Source: RefSeq, a predicted model, not a curated record
CCUUCCCCUUUUUCUCUGUUUUCUCUUACUCCCUUUCUUUCUUCUUCUUCUUUUCUUCUUCUUCUUCCUCUUCUUCUUCUUCUUCACCAGAGAAGUAAUGAGUAAGGAUCUUAAUUUUUACAGACAGGUUAAUCUUUUCCUCAAUUUUAUUUCUAGUUGUUGUGUUUCUUUAAUUUUGAAUUUUUAAAGAAACCCACCCCCCGCCCCCCUUUUUUAUUUCUUUUUAGUGUGGUUUUUGAGAGAUAGUGCCCAUGGAUUUAGCCCCAGCUCCCAUCACUACUAGUAGUAAUAACACUAAAUCCCCCGACCCUGACUCCGAUACUCCGACUAAGAUCCCACCGUCUUUCACCAACGGCGUUCUCAAGCGCCACCACCACAAUCACCAUCACCACCAUCGCCCACCCUCCUCCACGGUUGUUGUUUCUUACAAAGAAUGUCUCAAAAAUCAUGCCGCCACUUUAGGAGCUCACGCCUUGGAUGGAUGUGGCGAAUUUAUGCCUUCCCCUUCCGCUACACCCUCCGAUCCCACUUCCCUUAGAUGCGCCGCUUGUGGCUGUCACCGCAAUUUCCACCGCCGCGAUCCUGAAGAUCCAAUUUCAACUUUAGCUAUCAAUACAGCCCCAACUCAUGUUAUUGAGUAUCAACCUCACCACCGUCACCACCCACCCCCACCGCCACUCGCCGGUAACCGAAGCCCCAAUUCCGCAUCUCCUCCCCCAAUCUCGUCUUCCUAUUACCCAUCUGCGCCACAUAUGUUAUUAGCGCUUUCCGCUGGCUUGUCGGGUCGUCCUCCGGAAAAUCACACUCAGGGGAAUAAUUCGGUGCCGACGGUGAGUCCGAACACCCGGAAACGGUUUCGGACGAAAUUUAGUAACGAACAGAAGGAGAAAAUGCUGGAUUUCGCCGAACGGGUGGGAUGGAAAAUGCAGAAACGAGAUGAAGAUUUGGUUCGAGAUUUUUGUAAUCAAGUUGGAGUUGAAAGAGGGGUUCUUAAAGUUUGGAUGCAUAACAACAAGAACACCAUGGGAAAAAAGCCUGAUUCCAAUGGCGACGCAACCGCCACCGCCAUUGCCACCGUCGCCGCCGCCAUCGCCACCGUCAACAAUCAUGAAGAUGAACCAGAUGGAGGCUUACAUAUGCAUAUUGGCUCAAAUGGGUCAUCUUCUUCUUCUUGAUCUGCUCUUCUCCCAAGUAAUUAAUUAAUAAAAACUCCAUCAUCAUCAUCCCCUGAUACGGAAAUCCAAGCUAGGUAGCUCUAGUUUUUCUCUCUUUUUUUUUUCUUUUCUUUUUCUUUUCUUUUUUUAAUUUUUUAGUUUAGUGUUGAAUUUAAUGAAUUAAGAGGUGACUACUGAGAUGAAAUUAUUAAUUAAGAACAGAGAGAGGAGUAAAAAAAAACAUUAAUCAAUCAUUAAUCCUUAUUAAUUACUUUAUUUUCCUCCUUAAUCUAUCUAUUAAUCCACUCUAAACUAUGAAAUUAAUGAAUCUAACAUCUAAUCACAAACACCAAAAGAUUUUCUUUUCCCUCUUAUCUUCUGUCUCGAAGAAAGCAGCAAAAAGUAGAAUAUUGCCUAAAACAUUAGAUUUUAUGCACAUUUAUCAAAGAUUAUGUAUUACAUUAAUGUAUAAUUAUAAUAAUUAAGUAAGGAGGGUUUUGUA